Pogona vitticeps (central bearded dragon) is the source of this 4244-nucleotide messenger RNA. RefSeq lists its product as uncharacterized. Gene Ontology annotation, cellular component: nucleus; nucleoplasm. Gene Ontology annotation, molecular function: protein binding; DNA-binding transcription repressor activity, RNA polymerase II-specific; RNA polymerase II cis-regulatory region sequence-specific DNA binding. The record is from RefSeq and is a predicted model, not a curated record. Lineage: Eukaryota; Metazoa; Chordata; Lepidosauria; Squamata; Agamidae. Gene Ontology annotation, biological process: regulation of transcription by RNA polymerase II.
AAAGCCGCGCGCCUCUCCUUUUUCCCCAGCAGGUGGCGGUAGCGCACAAACGCGGCGCGAAAGGGCUUCCGAGUCAGCGCUUCCCAGGAGGAAAGAUGGUUGACUGCGUUGGCACAUGGCGGGACUGCUACAGUCUGGGGUGGCGCAAUGAGAAUUAGCCAUGCGGGCGUAAAGGAAACGGCCUUCUCGCUCUGAGAGGGAGCUCCCCUGUUUCUACCCUCCCCCUUCUCUUCCUCCUCCUCUUCCUCCCUCCUUGGGUAGAGCUGGCGGAGGCUGGCCUGGUUAACUUGUACGGUGGCCGCUGGAGAUCCCUUUUUUUUUUCCGAAGGAGGGCGGGAGGGCUCCCACGCUCUGCCCACUUUGCGGAGAAGGUGCAGCGCAGAGAGAGGGCUUCUUUCUGCAAAGGGGGCGGCGGUGGACCCGCGAGAGGCCCGAGCGAGCGGAGGAGAAGCCGCGGGAUCUCGCCAGACCCUGAAAGACAGCAGCAGCAGCAGCAGCAGCAGCCCGUUCAGCAUCCUUCCUCCGAUCGCGGCCGGCCGGGGCUCUUUGGGAACAAAGACCAGGAGAAAAAAAAGGCGUGAAGGAUGGAGAAGAAAAAAAUCCUACUGAAAUCCAAAGUGGCUGCUUCGAACCUCCUGAGGGCACUGCAUGCUCUUUAUCGAUUAGGCCACUUCUGUGACGUCACAAUACACACACAGCAGCUAGGAACCCAGAACAAGUUUUUAGUUCACAAGGCUGUCUUAGCUGCUUCCAGCAAUUAUUUUAAAAGCCUCUUCCUCAAGGAUGAGAUGCUGAAUGCUCAGAAUUGCAGGGUGACUCUUCAGGAUAUUCAUGCUGAAGAUUUCGUCUCCUUCUUAAAGUUUGUCUAUACGGCAGAAGUAGAAAUUCAGGUGGAUCAACUUCGCCGAAUCAGGGAAGUCGCUGAAAGACUUGAAUGCAAGGAUCUGCUAGAUGUCCUUGAAGAAAUGAAGGCUCUCGGUGAAGAAGACCCAGAAAUGAGCAUUCAUUUCAAAAAUCAUGGAAGUGGUGAGUCUCUCUGGAGUCAACCAAAACAAACAGAAGAUAAAAAACAGAGUGACCUGUCCCAAAUCUUGGUGAUACCUAUGAAGAGAAACCUUUGGGACAGAAAAAAGCAUAAGAAACUAUCAGCUAGCUGUGAUGUUAUUGAAGAGAAACCUGGACUUCCUAUCAAAGAUGAGGUUCCUCUAGCUAAGCCCAAAGAUGAGACAGCUGCCUUGACCAGAGAGAGCAAAGUAGACGCACAGAAAGUUCUCAUCACGGAUAAUUCCAGCCAGGAGGAAAAUGCCACCCAUCCUUCACCACCUCUUGAAGGCUCACAGGAAACCUGCCUUAUUAUAAACAGGAUAUUGCCUGGCCAGCAGCAGGAUGCAAAUAUCUUAAUUCUUGGUGAAGCCAGCCUCCGAAAAUCACGCAGUAUAUCCAAAGUCGUGCCGCGGCUGUAUGCAUGUGACAAGUGUAAUCGUUCCUUCCCCUUUGCCAAGCAGUACCAGUCACACAUGGAACUGGAGCACGAGACACGUCUGGUCAUCAAAUAUAACUGCAGUGUGUGCGGCCAGCUGUUUUCCAGUUGCCAGAAUCUAAGAAAUCAUAGGCUUGCCAUUCACAGCAGCGAGCGGCGCUUUCCUUGCUUGUUAUGUGACAAAAAGUUUAAGCGGCAGAAGGAUACCAAGGAUCACGUCCGGCGGGUGCACGAAAAGAAACGGAGCCCUCAAAGGUGCCCUUACUGUGACAAGGUCAUCAGUUCCAAAUGUGGCCUGACCGUUCACAUCCGAACCCACACCGGAGAGAAGCCUUACAAGUGUGAAUGCUGCCCCGCACGUUUUGCUCAGAGGUCGGCCUUUAAUACUCAUGUGAGAAAAGUUCAUGUGUCCAGACAAGAGAGGAAACUGGUGGAAGGUUCCUGGAUGCUGGCCCCACCAAUGGAGAGAAACAACAUUACAGAUGGUGAAACAGAUGUGAAUAACCAAACAUGCCAAGAGGUACCAAAUACCGUGCCACAAAGAGAAUUUGUGGGAGAAAAGAUUCAGGAGCUUGAGAAAGAAUCCAGCAGUUCUCUAGCAGUAGAAACAGAGUCUGAAAAUAAAGAGGGAAGGCAAGAGGUUUGUUGCAAAACCAGCAUCGAAAGUGUGGAAAUUGAGGGACCCACAGAUAUAGCUGUAGAAGAGGGGGUCAAAGGGGAGGUGUCCUGUGGAGCAGAAGGAGACGACAGCAAUGACUGUGAGCUACUCUCUUCAGAGAGCAACAGCAGUGAUUCAGAUGAUCAAGACGUAGCAGAAAACAUACUGGAUAUAAAUUACAAAGAAAAGAAAGCAGAUCAAGAUGAGCUACUGGAAAAAUCCGCCUAUGUUAUAACAUGCACCAAAUGUGUUGAGAAAUUCAUGUCCCGGAAAAAAUACAUUGACCACUGCAAAGAUGUCCAUCAUUCCUUGCCAGGCAAAGUGUAUCAGUGUGACAUUUGCAGCAAGUCCUUUGCAAGUUACAACAGCUGGAAGGAGCACCGAGCCUGCGUUCACACAGAAGACAGGCAGUUUGCCUGCACUCUUUGCAACGCCACCUUUAAAAGAAAGAGGGAUGUGAGGACGCAUUACAUGCGGAAACAUGAAGGCAGGGUGAAGCGCCCCCUCUGCUCUGUCUGUGGCAAGAUCUUAAGUUCUAGAACGGCGCUCGUGUUCCACAUGCGGACCCAUACAGGAGAGAAGCCAUACCAGUGUGGCAUCUGCUGCUCAAGAUUUGCCCAACCUUCACAGCUCAAGAUUCACACCAGGUCCCAUACAGGUGAAAAGCCAUAUAUCUGUGAGGACUGCGGGGCGUGCUUUGUGGAUAAAGGCAAACUUACUGGUCACAAGAGGACACAUACAGGGGAACGCCUCUUCAAAUGUGAUGUGUGUGAGAAACACUUUGCUACCAAUGAAUAUUUGAAAUGUCACAAGCGCUGCCAUAUGGGAGCCAAACCAUACAAAUGUGAUGUCUGUGGGAAGACCUUUGGCUUGAGAGCCUCGUUAGCUCAACACAGCAAUGUUCACGCAGAGACUCCUCCUUAUUUCUGUGAGCAGUGCGGGAAGACAUUUACUCAACAAGGAGCGCUUCGGCGUCACCAGCGUAUUCACACUGGAGAAAAACCAUACAAAUGUAGGGCUUGUGAGAAAACAUUCACAGAUAUGUCAACCUUGAGGAGGCAUGUCCUGGUCCAUGACCGGAAUGCUCACUGGAGGAGUUUCUUAAUAGAUCUUACUAUCAAAAAGGACCAUAACUGGUCCAAAAUAGAGACUUUAUCUAAUAUCUGUAUGGGAGAGGACUCCAGUCCAGUUUGGUCUAGUGAACGUAGUAAAUGCUAUAAACCAGAAAGUGUGGGUGUAAAAAAAGCAGAACAUGUAUCAUGUAAUGGCAAUGUAAGAGAUUCUGACCAUUCCCUUAUAUGUUUAUAAGUUCAGAUAGUCAAGAUAUAACAUGAUACAAGCAUUUCACGCGUUUUUAAAUGUAUGGUAACACUCUCCAAGUUUUACACACUUUCUACAGAUGAUCCGUGCUCAAUUUGACUUUGCCAGAUGGAAGACUCAAGCAUUGGGUGGUUCAGAAAUUGUUGUGAAAUUCUUAGUGAGAAAUUUCAUUUUAGCCUAGAUGCUGACUUCAACUAAGACCUUUCAGAGACUCAGGAAAUAUUCAGUUUCAAACUAGUCAGGUAAGAAAAAUAAGAAUCCCUUUUUAGGAAUUUCCAUCUUUAGGCCUGCACAUGUGCAACAGAAUAAAAGCAUUGCUAUGUGAAGUAUGUACAUGCUCAGUGCUGAGGAAAAGGUGUGACCAGGUAUAUCAGUUUCUAGAGAGGUCACCUAUUGCAAAUUAUCAUGGCUUAUUUAAAGACAAUGAAUUUAUUAGGGCUUAAGAUUUGGUAGAGCGCAGUCCACUUCAUCCACACUUGGAUAUGUGUGAUUGCAAAGAUUAGAGGAGGUUGAAACGCAGAACAUACAGACUGCGAUAGUUAUGUGAUUGAUAAUGGCUCUUCACAAAAGAGUUGUCACUGAUGACAUAAAUAUUCUGUCAUUGGAUACAAUGGUGAACAUGUACGGAGACAGGAAAGCAAAAACGUUCUACUGCAAGAUACCAAAAGAACACUGAGCAGUUGUUUUUAAUCUAUCUGAAAGUCCUUUAUUCAUGAGGAAAGGCAGUUCAUCUCCAAAAUGUAUCACUUACUUAUAGUGUUAAUAAAGCUUUUUCUAAAUGCUCCA